GUUGCACGUAAACCAUUAGAAGAAUUAUUUUGUCAAUUUUAUCCAAAAUUAGAACCAUCCGAUGUUUCGGGAAGUGGUGAUGUUAAAUAUCAUUUGGGUACAUGCAUUGAACGUUUAAAUCGCGCAUCAAACACCAAUGUAAAAUUUGCUCUUGUUGCCAAUCCAUCACAUUUAGAAGCUGUUGAUCCUGUUGUGCAAGGCAAAACUCGAGCAGAACAAUUUUAUCGUGGUGAUAAAUUUGGCGAUAAAGCCAUGAGUAUCUUGUUGCAUGGUGAUGCA
Molecule: messenger RNA, 279 nt
Organism: Rotaria socialis
Lineage: Eukaryota; Metazoa; Rotifera; Eurotatoria; Philodinida; Philodinidae
Source: the annotation of a GenBank genome assembly